Molecule: messenger RNA, 2406 nt
Organism: Hyalella azteca
Lineage: Eukaryota; Metazoa; Arthropoda; Malacostraca; Amphipoda; Hyalellidae
Product: cytochrome P450 2L1
Exons: 11
Coding region: 77-1552 (491 amino acids)
Molecular function (GO): monooxygenase activity; heme binding; iron ion binding
Source: RefSeq, a predicted model, not a curated record
GAUAAUAUAUAUAUAUCAAUAAAUAAAUAUAAUAUAUUUUACAAUUCAGCUUCAAUAUUGAAAGAUACAAGUGAAAAUGUGGGUCGAGAUUGGUUUACUAUUGAUGAUGUUAUUUAUAUACGCGGUACUGAGGGACAAGCGACCUCGCAACUGCCCGCCCGGUCCCGUGGAGAUUCCGUUUUUUGGUCGACUUCCGUUUUUCGACGAGGAAAUGGGCGAAUACUUACGAAAGAACUAUGGUGAUAUUGUCAUGCAUCGCACGGGGCCCGUGCGGUCCGUGUACCUGUUCGACUACAACACCGCCAAGGAGGCCUUGGCGAGACCAGAGUUCGCCGACCGCCCCGACAUUUUCUCCACAUUCAGCAUCGAUGAACAAAAAGUUGGAGGAGUGGUUGGCAGCAACGGCUUACACUGGCAGCAUGACCGUCGCUUUGUGUUGCGCAACCUACGCAACCUCGGCAUGGGCAAGAGUUACCUGGAGGAAGCCAUCAACAUCGAAGCCAAGGCGCUGGUGGAAGACCUCAAGAAGUAUGGCGGUGAAGCCAUCAACUACCCCGACAGCUUCAGGACUGUGGCGCUCAACAUCAUCUGGCAGAUGGUGGCCAGUACUCGGUACGAUCUGCGCUCAAGUGAGGUUGAAACCAUCUACCGCCUGACGAGUGAAUUUCGAGACAAGUUCACCGUGUUGUCUUUACUGCCUUCGUUUAUUCCGGUAUUAGGUCGUCUGCCCGAGUUCCUCAAGAAUAUUAUUUUUGGCGAUGACAUCAUCGAGCGUUUCGUAGAAGAAAUGAAAAAUGUCAUGAAUGGAGCCGUGGACAAGCACCUGGAGGACUAUGACCCCGACAACCCCCGGGACCUCAUAGACGAGUACAUCAAAGGCAUGAAGGAGAGCGAAGGAGACGACAACUCCCUCUUCAGGAGAGGAGCUUUGAAUCAAAUCGUCAAUGAACUCUUCGGCGCGGGCUCGGACACGGUGUACAACAUGCUGAAGUGGGUGGCCUACCUGCUUGCCCGGUAUCCAGAGUACGCAACGAGGAUGCAGCAGCAAAUAGACGCUGUCGUGCCCAGGGACCGCAUGGUGUCGCUCGACGAUAAACCGAAUUUGCCAUUGGUUGAGGCAUUCACCGUCGAAGCUUUGCGGUACUCCUCCAUGCUGGUGUACAACGUUAAUAGGGCGGCCACCAGAGAUGCAAACAUCAGCGGCUACUUCAUACCUAAGGGCACAAUGGUGAUCGUGGCGAACUACUCAAUCCACCACGACCCGCGGUACUGGGACGACCCCCACAAGUUCUACCCUGAACGAUUCCUGGACGACAGCGCCACCAAGUACACGGCCCCCAAGCAGGGUUUCUUCGCCUUCGGUUCGGGUCGGCGUCAGUGCGCAGGGGAGCUGCUGGCCCGCAUGGAGUUGUUCCUCUUCACCGCCGCCAUCAUCCAGCACUACGACGUGCUACCGCCUGAAGGCGUCGACCUCAGCCAAAACAAAUUCGUGACCUUGGCAGGUUCUCGUAUACCUUCAGAUAGCGCGCUUAUCUAUAGAGCCAGAAUCUGAUUCUCGCGUUGACCUAGCUUUGUAGUUCUCACCUCCUUGCCAACAAUGCAGGCUCAUAGUCACUUCAUGGGUGGGUUAUGAUGGCAAGCUAUCCACCUGCUCGCAUGCCUAUGUAUUUAGUCUAUGCAAACGGUUAUUGUCUUUUAAAUACUUGUAAUUACAUCAUAGGAGAGUGCAAUAGAGCACUCACACAUCACCCCUUGAAAUGUUAGAACCCUGAAGCUUCUCGACACCAACGCAAUGCAUCAAGCCUUGAAAACACAGUAAAGUGAACAAUAUUCAGCCUUCACAAGGAUGAUGGUUUCCAUGGGCAUUGCUCAUCACCUAAAUUCACGUUCGUUAAAAGAAUUAAACGAGGGUGGCUGUUCCAGAGCCUCUUCACUUAAUACAUCUACAACGAUAUAAACGCGUUCAUUUGCCUCUCUAAAUAAACACUUCAAAAAUAAGAUGGUAAUUAUCUCAAUUAUUGCAGUAUACUCAACAGAAUUGGCUGCGUGCUGCUGAAAUCGUCAAGAAAAUAUUUCGUUUUAAUCACUUUUCUAUGCUUCACCGCUAAAGAAUGCUUAAAUUACCCUGUUCUUCAUUGUUUGCCGUGAAGUUAAAAAGUAUAUUCCUGUUUCCCUUGACUAUGGAUCUCAGUUAAAACAAAAUGAAUCAGAAUAAGCUAAACACCUAUAUGUUGUCCAUGUAAUCAACAAUUUUGCUUGAUUUAAAUAAUUUAAAAUCAAUCUAGCCCGAUUCAUUUGUCUAUACUGGUGAUAUAAGACAUUAUCGUCAGGCGCGAUUCUGUCAUGCUCAGGUAAAGCUCAUUCAAGCUGAUCUUUACUGUAUAAAUACUGUUGUUAAUAAUUAUU